UCAUUUAUAUCGCCGACGUGACUGGCGAUGCCAGUCUGACUAAAAUAACAAUGUGUUUUUAAAUUAAGUGUUUCUAUAAUAUCUCAGUGAAUCCGUCAAAAUGAAGUAUCUCACAACAAUUUUAUGUUUUCUGACUCUGUGGUGCAGUGCUAACGCAAGAUGCGUCGUGCGUGGCGAGUGCUACGAGGUGAACGGCAUGGCCAAACCAUGUCAUGUAGAUAUGGAAGCACAACCAUUAAUCGACGGAUUAACUGAAGAAAAAGCAAGAGAAGUAGUAGAGAUUUUCAGUUCCAUCUGCCCGACAUUUGUUGUCGAUGAUGAAGGCAAUAGAUUACCAGAUGAUCAGAUUCUAACUUGCUGCACAGCCGAUCAAGUAAUCAAGACAGCAGAAAGUUUAACUCUCGCCGAGGGUGUUCUCGGCCGAUGUCCAACAUGCUACAGGAACUUUGCAAGGCAAAUUUGCGAAAUGAACUGCGCGGCAGACCAGUCACGAUUCCUGAACGCGACUAACACGACGGCUCCAGACGGCACGGUACAUGUCGAUGUAAUAAACUUCAGAGUUUAUGAAAAGUUUAUGUUGGAUGCCCACGCGUCCUGCUCCGGUGUCCUCGUGCCUCAGACGGGAAUGCCAGCUAUAAACAUGAUGUGUGGUAAUGCAGUAGUUUGCGAUGCAGAAGCUUGGUUCGGGUUCACUGGCGACACUUCAGUCAAUCCUCUAGCACCAGUGCAAGUCAAUUUUCAUAUGUGGCCUAAUACAGAGGAAUCCAUGAAUGUGGAAGCACUGCCUUGUAAUGAAACUUUCGGCGAUGACCUCCCGUGCAGUUGUGUAGACUGUGUAAGCACUUGUCCAGUUGGUACUGAACCAGUUGUUCCUGAUAUUUGUACUGUUUUGGCUGUUAAUUGUUAUGGAUUUUCAGUAGGUGUAGUUUUCUUUGUAAUCAGUGUUUUCAUAUUUAUGGUAUUAGCAUAUAAAGAACGUACAAAACAGAAUAAAUCAGCAGACUCCAAAGAAAGUGGGACGGGCCCAAAUAAAACCACCAGAAUAUUCCAAUCGAUGUUUGCAAAAAUCGGAGGAUUUUCGGCGAGCAAUCCAGUUCUUGUUAUAAUGUUAACAUCCUGGGUUACUUUUGGUAUGAUUUUUGGUUUAGCAUAUUUAAAUUUGACGUCUAAUCCUAUAGAACUUUGGUCAGCACCAGAAUCUCGAAGUCGCCAACAUUUGAAUUAUUUCAACGAGAGAUUUGGUCCAUUUUAUCGCCCAGCGCAGGCUUUCUUGAGAAUUGAUCUAGACGGUUUUGAAGCAAAUAAUGUAUCUUAUGGAUCCGCCUUCAGAAUAGAAGCAUUAGAAGAAUUAGUUAAACUUGAAGAUGUUAUUAUAAAUAUAGGUAGGGAGGAUGGCGGUGUUAAGUUGGAGGACGUUUGUUAUGCUCCGCUUCGUCAGCGAGGUGAAGAAAAGAGGCUUGAUCAGUGUGUUUCUAUGUCUGCUAGUUCUUAUUUGUCAGGAGAUAGAAAUGACAUAAAUCCUAAUACAUAUCUUACUAACAUCCAAAAUUGUAUUAACAAUCAUUACAGUUUUGAUUGUUUGGCAUCGUGGGGUGGUGGCGCUGAACCCGAUCUUGCUUUUGGAGGUUUCGAACCUGGUAAUAUUUUGAGCGCUAAUACCCUUUUGAUUAAUUUUCCAAUUGCUAAUUUCCUUUUGGAAGAAGACUUACAACCUGUAUUAGAAUGGGAAUUAAAAUUUAUCGAAAUUUUACAUGAUUACCGCGAUAACUGGAAACAAGAUUUUGUCCAUGUUGCUUUUUCUACAGAGAGAUCUAUUGAAGAUGAGAUCCAAAGAGUUUCUGUUGCAGAGGCAGUCCCUAUUGUUAUCAGUUACAUUCUUAUGUUUAUUUACGUAACAUUAUCGCUGGGAAACAUUCGAUCUUUGAAAACUUGGUUUAUUGACAGUAAAAUUAUGGUUGCUAUAGGCAGUAUUGUGGUUGUUAUCUUGGCCAUUGUGUGUGCAAUGGGUGCUUUAGGAUUUGCCAGUGUUACCUUAACACUUCUUGCUAUUAAUGUUAUACCAUUUUUUGUUCUUUCCAUUGGUAUAGACAAUGUGUUCCUUAUGGUAAACACACUUCACGAUGUUCAAGGCAAUUUGAAAUCAUAUGAUGAUUACAAAGAGGAUUUCACUUUUGAGAAAAAGAGAAAAUUUGUCUUUGAAAAAAUGUUGCGUCAAGUGGGUCCCUCUAUGUUUGUAUCCUCAGUUACACAAAUAACAUGUUUUGCGAUCGGUAGUAUUGCUAAUUUCCCUGCUGUUGUUACCUUUGCGAUAUUUGCUUCCGUUUCCUUAUCAUUUCUUUUUGUAUUCCAAAUAACUACAGUUGUCGCUUUAUUGUCCAUUGAUUACAAACGGGCGUCAUCAAAUAGGCUGGACUUGUUCUGUUGUAUUCAGAAAAAAGUAUUAGAUGACGAAAAUCCUUUACACUCAGAAACUCCUUACAAAGGAGUUACUCAAAGGUUGAUGGAGCCCUAUUCUAAAUAUUUAUUAGGCUUUCGCGUAAAAGUUGUAGUAGUCAUUAUUUUCUUGGCGAUGGUGUCAAUAAGCGUAAUGUUGAUUCCUGAGCUUGAGAUAGGAUUAGACCAAGAAUUAGCACUUCCAAAGGAUUCGUAUGUGUACGAGUAUUUGCUAGCUGUAGCUAAUUUAAUUCGUAUGGGCCCGCCAGUGUAUUUCGUUGUCAAAGGUGGUUUAGACUUCACUAACCCUAUUCAUCAGAAUACUAUCUGCGGUGGUCAAUUGUGUAACAGUGAUUCGCUGACGACCCAAAUAUUUUUGGCUGCCCAGCAUAGUAAUAUUACUUACAUAGCUAAAAGUUCCAACUCUUGGUUAGAUGAUUUCAUAGAUUGGUCAAGUUUAUAUGGAGGUUGUUGCAAAUACAAUUCUACUGACGGUGGAUUUUGUGAGAGUAGUUCUAGUGCACAGGAGUGUGCGUUUUGCGAGAUUCCGAGGUCAGACUACGCAAAUGGCUUUUUGAGACCUCAUGUUGAUGCCUUCGAGACGUAUAUACCGUUCUUCUUGCGGGAUCCACCGACUGAAGUAUGCAACAAAGCUGGGUUAGCGAGUUAUUCGAGUGCUGUAAAUUAUGUACUCGAUGCUGAAGGUCGUGCAACUGUCUAUGACACUAAUUUCAUGGCAUACCAUUCCCCUUUAAGUACAUCGAAUGACUAUAUAACAGCUGUUGAUUACGGUUAUAGGAUCGCUUCAAAUAUAUCUGCUGCAAUUAAAGCCAAUACUGGUGUCGAUGUAGAAGUUUUUCCAUAUUCUUUGUUUUAUGUAUUUUUCGAGCAAUAUUUGACAAUGUGGUCGGAUACCUUCUCGUCUAUUGGAUACUGCCUUAUCGGAGCUUUAUUCUUCAAUCUAAUAGCUUCUGGGUUUAACAUAUUGACUACGUUCGCUGUACUGCUUAAUACCAUCAUGGUGGUUUUGAAUAUGAUGGGUGUGAUGUACAUCUGGAACAUACCCCUUAACGCUGUCUCUAACGUUAAUCUGAUUGUGUCUAUUGGUAUAUCUGUGGAGUUCUGCAGUCAUAUUGCAUAUGCUUAUUCGACGAGUCAGCGUCACGGUAGGGAAAAGGUAGAAGAAGCCAUUCAAAAAGUAGGUGCGACCAUCAUUACUGGUAUAACCUUUACUAAUAUUCCUAUCGUAGUACUAGCAUUUUCAUAUACGGAAAUAAUCGAAGUGUUCUUCUUUAGAAUGUUCCUCAGUUUAGUAGUUCUAGGAUUUUUACACGGAAUGAUAUUCUUCCCAGUCCUAUUGUGCUAUCUGGACAGUUUAAAACGAAAAUAAUGGAGACUUUUAAAAAUUACUAGAUCUUGAAAUGUCAAUGUAACAUAGUGUAGAAAUUAAAAGACACUUAAUUUAUGAAUACAUUUAUUGAUAUGACAUAGGAAUUAUCAACUCUUUAUGUAAUAAUAUUAGAAUUAUAAGUUGUAAAUAAAUACUCUUAACAUUAA
Messenger RNA from Helicoverpa zea (corn earworm), 3990 nucleotides. RefSeq names its product NPC intracellular cholesterol transporter 1 homolog 1b-like. The coding region runs from base 101 to 3823 and encodes 1240 amino acids. Gene Ontology annotation, cellular component: membrane. The record is from RefSeq and is a predicted model, not a curated record. The transcript has a single exon. NCBI's taxonomy places the organism in Eukaryota, Metazoa, Arthropoda, Insecta, Lepidoptera, Noctuidae.